UCUUACAUCACAAAGGGCUAUUUUCCUCUGUUUUUUAUUUUUUUCUGCACCAGGAAACAUUUUUGGCCAAAUUUGUUAUUUUUUGGAUCGAUAUGGCCGGCCAGACGGUAUCUGAUCCUCCCUCGCCUUAACCGUAACCCCAUACGAUGGACGACCAGGUUCCCCCGAGUCCGGGCGGGAAAUGCCAAAAUGGGACAUGCUUUCUGUUUUUCUCGGACUUUAAGAGCCAUAACAAGGUGGCCGUAGCGGUGGUGGAAACGUUGGUCCUCUUGUUGGUCUUUGGGUUCUCGCUGCUCACCAAUAUCUGUGCCAUCGUCUUGUUAGCUAGGAGAAAGAGGCUGGUCACCGCCAACUGCUUUGUGCUGAACCUCUUUUGCGCCGAUCUCCUUUUUAUCAGCAUGAUCCCCUUCAUCCUGGUGAUCCGCUGGACCGAGGUCUGGGUCCUUGGGGACUUCAUCUGCCACAUGCUCUUCUACAUCAUCUGCCUGAGCGGCUGCGUCACCCUUAUCUCUCUGUCGGCCGUCAGCUUGGAGAGGAUGGUCUGCAUCAUGAAGGUGACUCAAGCCACCACGUGUAAUGCCAAGGUGGUGGCAGGGGGGCUUUUGGGCAUUUGGGGAUUCUCAGCCAUUACUGCCCUACCCCUGUGUUUAUUCUUCCAAGUGGUGACUCUGAGGGUGAACGGAUCGGAGCAGGAUGUCCAGGUUUGCACAUUGGUUUGGCCCACCAUUGCGGAAGAAAUUGCCUGGGACAUCUCCUUCAUCAUGUUAGAUUUUUUGGUCCCUGGUUUGAGCAUCGUGAUCAGCUACACCAAGAUUUUUAAGGUAAAACCCAAUUCCAGUCAUUCCCGACUCCCUCUCUUUCUCCAAAACAUGCACCAUCGUAUCACAAAGGCCAUGAGAGAACGACUGAUCACAAGUACCGCAUAUUCCGAAAACCACCAGCUCCGGGUGUCUCAAAGGGAUUAUAAACUCUUUAGAACCUUGUUCCUUCUGAUGGUUUCAUUUUUCAUCAUGUGGACUCCGGUGUUUAUUAUCGUUCUGUUGCUUCUCGUGCAGAACCUGGAUGAAAAUUUCACGCUUCCUCCAACGCCCUUUUUUUGGGUGGUCGUUUUCACUUUUUGCAACUCCAUCGUAAACCCGGUUUUGUACAAUAUUAACCUGUUCAAGCAGAAGUGGUGGCAGAUUAUUUUCUGCUGCUCGGAGGAGGAAAGGCUGGAUACAGACACAGUAACGAAAAAGAACGACACUCCAAAUGUUUCUACCGUCGUGAAAUAGAUUUUUAGAUCUCGAUUUUACGGGAGGGAAGUCUAUUUGGAAUUCUAACUGUUGGAACAAGAGGCCAUAGUCUAACAUUGGGAGUGCCAGAGGCUUGUAUGUAAUGUAAGGAACUUAGAGGGUGAUAGAUAAGCGGAACAGCCUCCCAGCACAAGUGGUAGAGGCUAAAACAGCAAGGGGAUUUAAACAUGCAUGGGAUGGGCAUAUGGCUCCUGAAUCUGAAUACGAGACCAACGACUGAUGAUACGUAUAUUGGCCGAAUGGGUCAAACUUUACGUUUCUAUGAAUUUUCUAUAGUUCCUAUCCCAGCACAGUGAAUACAUUUUUGGACUAGAUCAGUACUGUAAAUAUAGUAUUCCGUGUCCAUUGAAACAACAUUUAUGGGGUUUUUUUUAAUAUUUUUCUGCUUUUUUAUUUGUUAUGCUGCUAUUUUAAGUUCAAUAUUUGAAAUAAAUGUUUACAGCAU
Spea bombifrons (plains spadefoot toad) is the source of this 1740-nucleotide messenger RNA. It is a transcript of the gene FFAR4, whose product is annotated as free fatty acid receptor 4. Gene Ontology annotation, molecular function: peptide binding; G protein-coupled receptor activity. NCBI's taxonomy places the organism in Eukaryota, Metazoa, Chordata, Amphibia, Anura, Pelobatidae. Gene Ontology annotation, biological process: G protein-coupled receptor signaling pathway. The record is from RefSeq and is a predicted model, not a curated record. Bases 147 to 1274 code for a protein of 375 amino acids. Gene Ontology annotation, cellular component: membrane. The transcript has 4 exons.